GAUCCUACGAAACCCCAAUCCCAUCGCAGCUCGGGACAAACGUCCAAUCAAAGCAAGCUGCUCUUCUGGCUGCAGUCAAGAAACCCCUUUUCCACACGAACCUUCAUGUGUGAAGUGUACCAACUUCGUUACUAAAAAGUGUCACUUCCUUUCGCAAAACGGCUGGCCGCGGCAUAAAACGCUUACAUAAUUUCGCUUCUCCACGUGCGUGCAAUCGAACAAGUGCCCGUGCCACGGCGGGGGCAAUAGAAUAAAUUACCAACAAGUACGAUAGCGCAAAAGUGCAAGCAGCGCACGAUGGCGAGUGUGUCGUGCCGAGUCUUCCCAAAAUCACACCCUGGCUGGAUCACAAUAAGUCACGAAAUGGUAUGAUUUUGGUGAGGAAAAAACCCCCCAAAUCGUUCAAUUAUUUAAAUUCUAACAUUUUGUAAUCGCAAAUAAGGUGCAGACAAAGUGUAUAUGUGUGUGUGUGUGUUUCUGCCCGAAGCUAUGAUUGAUUAGGGUGUGCUGGUUUCACUUUCGCUUCACGCCGAUAUGGUUCAUCCUUGUUACAAAAUUCUGUAAUUAUCCCUAAUGGAAUGGGGCGUGGAUGCCCCGGAUCCCAAUCAUACAUCGCGAUGUGUGUGUGUGGUGGUGGUGAUGGUCGCGCGAAAUUUGCACAGCAAGAUUUAUGGCUUUCCGAUAUCUAAUCGACUGAUCGAGGAAGGCUUGGCUUGGUGCAGCUUGCGUGCAUGCAACCGGGCGCCAUCUUCGGACGGUCCAGUGAAAAGGGGCACAAAAAAAACGGGUAAAAUAUAUGCGGUUCAGUGAAAAAUGAUGUGCUCAUUUCCGGUCCAGCAGGUUUAACGUAUAGCACAGCCCAACUUGCUUGGUCAUCGGCCAAAACGGAAAGGAGAGGAGUGGGGAAGCGUAGCGGAACCCUUUACGUCGCCGACUAAUGAGUGCAGCGGAAGCAAUCGAUCAUUAGGUGGAACUGCAUAAGACGGCACAGUUAGAUCAAUCUAUCAAAGUGUGCCACGCCGAACCGUGAAACUGGUGGCGCGAUGUGACGGGUGGUUGAAAAAUAAAAGUGAAUUAAAAUUAAAUGUAAGUUACAACAAAAAGGGUGAAAGUUAAACAAAAAAGUCCUUCAAGGCAAUUACAAUCCACAAGCUAGUGUUCUAAUCGCACAAGGAUUAAGCGGAAGAUGUACAGCCACCACUGCCCACCAUAAUGGUGACAGUGACUGUAGUGCAUAUCCCGGUCACGGCACCAACAGUCGAAGAGAUGCCGGCGCCGCCUUGUAUCACACGACCGUCGUGGUGCUGAUGAACCAAGUGUUCCAGUUCCAGCUCGGCCACACGGGAGCGCAACCGACCCGGUUCGACACCGUCGUAGCAACUCGCAGACGCUGGCUAGACCGGGACCGGCCAGAAUGUACAGCCAGAAUGGCGGCCGAAGCAGCAGCAGCACAGCCAGAGCGUCAGCAGCUUCUACCGUGCAGCAGCGCUACCCAUCGAACCACCAUGCGUACGGGGCUGGUGGUGGUGGUGGUGGUGGCAGCGGUAGUGUUGGCCGCAGUCGUCCUGGCUUUCUCGGGAGCUACGGUUCGUCCUCCACACCAUCGUCAUCGUUGGAAAAUCAAAGAUCGCUCGAGGGACAGCACAGUGCCACGAGCACGACCGGUACGGCGACGACCAGCCUGUUCGGCGAUCCGGUACUGCCCGCGACCCGCCAUGCCGAUCUGCUCGGUGGUGAGGAUCUGUACCAGAAUCUUAAGAACAACAUCGAGCUGUACCAUGCGAAGCUGUACAACGAUCAGGAGCGGCAGCGACAGGCGGAACGGGACGCGCUGUUUGAGCAGUACGCAAACGGAGCAGCGCAUCGCUCGGUGUCGGCUGUGGGUGGUGGCGGAAUGGUGAAAGGAGGGCUGGUGAAACCGGCCGCUGACAAUGGUGUGACGACGUACGGUGAGAUGCCGGCACGGAGGAGAAGCUUCGGUAGGACGCAGUCGGCAGGGAUGGGAGUAGACAUGAGCACGAGCAGAUCGAACAUAUUCGACAUGGAUCUGCUGAAGCAAAACGAUUGGAUUGAUUUCUCCGAGCACGAGUACCAGCAUAGCCUCAUUCCCACCAACAGCCGCACGGUGGCCGACGUGCAACAGUUCACUGGCGGCAACAUAACGCGCCGGAUCGAGAAUGGCGUCUUCCAGAAUCCGCGGGCGGCAGCGGCGGCCCGUGCCUCCCGGCGCAACUCCAUCACCGACUCGAGCGUGUACGGGAUGCGGGGCUCCGCGAUGGUCGAUAUGAUGGGUGAUGCCGGACCGGGAACGGCCACCUUCACGGUGAUCGGGCACGGACCGGUUGGAUACGAGGAGGGAGCCUCGGCACUGCCCGUGGGAGGGAUUCACGAUCCUUCCACGUCGAGCGAUGGGAACAGUGAGUUCGAGCGGAUGCUACGGUACGGCCGUACCGAUCCAUCGACUGCCAUUAUCAGGGAUAAGAUAAACACGGGAUCUAAUUUUAGAGUAUCGGACGCACGCCAGCACAAAAACACCGCCUUCACCAUCAUCAACGAAGUCCUGCCCAAGUCCAGCUCGUUCGAUCUGGCCGGCGGUAGCAACCGCUACUCGCCGUACCGCGAGAAGCACCGGCUCGCCUCCUCCCGUAUCCUGUCGGCCAGUUCCGCCACCCAGGACACCUCGAACGUCGGUUUCUAUGGUUACGGGGCCGAUUUCCCCGAGGAAGGCUCCAUCGGUGCAGCGCACGGUCAUCGGAGGCGUUUCAGCGGCUCGGAACUGUCCCUCAGCACGCUCGGUGGCCACCCGAAGGCGGCCUCCGCCCGCACGAAACGUCCCGCAAAGUCGAAAACCUCCCUCUCGCUAGCGCCCAACCCGGGCCGGCGGCAGCGCGGUGUGCUCGAGGUGAUUAGCAAAAAAUCGACCGUGCCAAGUGCCAAAGUGACAAUCACGCAGCCGUCGGAGGAUGGGCGCUCGAUCACGCCCACGCCGAGCGAGUCGGGCCUGUCCGGGACGGGGACGGACGGCGAUCGCAUAUCGAUACCGGAGCAUCAGCUGAAGAAUCUGAAGCUGUUUGGCUACAAACCAUUCUCGGGCCGGCCCACUCUAUCGCCCGUACCGGACAAGGAUUCGAUGGAAAGCUCGCAGGCCGAUCUUAAAGAGGGUGGAGCUGGAAGUGGGAAGAAGGGCGGCGAGAAGGGAGGCUUCCGAGCGCCCGUUUUUAACAUCCGAGGGCUGCUGAUGUCACCAAGGUCGCGGGACAAAAGCAAGGAAGUGUCGCCGGGGCGGGCAGACGGCAGCAAGGAAGCGUCCGUGGAAAGGGAUCCCAAGGCGCAAAGCAAGGCGGAGCCACCGUCCGGCAAGGAGGGAGAUGUGCAAGCGUCGCCACCGAAAAAGCGACGCUUCAAUCUUGCCCGCGCCAUCAUAGAAAGUGCCCGAAAGGGGGGCAGCACUGAGCCGGAGCCGGAGAAACACGCCAAACCAGCGGCGAUGGCGGCUGCAAAGGCAUCGCAUGGAGAGGAAGAAAGCGGUGAGAAGCGAAAGAUGGCACUGAAGAUGAAGUUUGGUAUCGUGCGGUCGGGCGUGCGCAAAGACUCGGAAGGCAACGGGGUGAAGGAGAAGAAAGCCGAUGGAAAGAAGGGAAAGGCAGCGAAGGGAGCGGCCAAACCAUCAGGCACGGCUAGUGCUAAGGGGAAGAAGCCGAAGACGGUCGCAAGUAAAAAGGGCGGACGCUAUGACGAUGAUGACGAUUACGAUCCAUACGACGAAGGACCAAAACGGUCGAAAAAGUCAACCGGCGGUGGCGGAAUGUUGAAGAGUGCGUUGAACUACGCCGCAAGUUUUCGUUCGCGCAGUGAUCGUGUUGGAACGGCCGGUCCAGGUGGACGUCGAAAGCCGACUGCUGCGGAGCUUCCAAAGGGUGCGUCAAAGACGGGCCAGAGAGGUACCGGUAGGGACGCAGGCAUGGAGAAGCUGACACCGAACGCACGAAGGAGAGACAAGAGUGCAAAAGCUGGAAUGGGAGAAAAAGAUCAAAGGGGAAUGAAAAUGGGUGCAACCGGCGGUGGCGUUGGACGUGUAAAGAGUGGAAAAGCACUGCCGGGCACUCCGGCAAACCGAGCCAAAUCGGCAGCUGGAGGACGGGGGAGGCAGCUGAGACGAAGCAGCUCGGCCGUUGCACUCGACCCGGGCCAGUUGCGGCGGGCAAACAAGCUGUACGAGAAGAACCAGAAAGCUGCCGGCGGUGCUGGCGGAAUGAUGGGAGCGGGCAAGAGUGGCCGCGGUGGCAAGAGCAGCAGCUCGCUGAUCCAGUCCAAGGCGAACCGGCACUCCGACAACGAUAUGACCGGCCCGGGAGGGCUGAUGAAGAGUGACAGCCGCGGGGAGAUGCGGAGUGGCAAAGGUUCGGCGAAAGCGGUGGACGGGGCCGGUUCCGACACCAAGGAACGCAUCGAGAAGCGUGACUCGGAGCGAUCGCUGAAGAAGAGCGACAGCAACAAAUCGCUCGCAACGAUGGGCGGAAAGCCGAAGAAGAGCGACUCGAAGAGUUCGCUGCUGAACAAGCGUUCGGAUUCGCGUUCGAGCCUGCACCAGACGGCAGCAGGGACGGGUGGCGGAGACUCUUCGGGCGGCGGUGGUGGAGGCGAUGCGUCCGGGACGGAGCUCGGUGGCAAGAGUCCGCUCAAUGCCGUCACGGAGGGAGCGACCGAUGUGGGGGUGAAAUCGGCACGCCCCACGCCGAAGCUGCAGAGCAAGGGAUCGCUGCUCAGCCUGAUCAGCUUGAAGGGAAGCAAGCGCAAUUUGGACCGUGCCGCUGAUGCUGGCCAACGGCCCGACACUGCCACUACGACGGCGACCGCUAUCGACGGUACGAUGGCAUCCUCCACUCGCCUGCAAUCCGCCUCGAUUAGAAACGCACCCGGUACGGCGGGAGCGGACGGUACAGGGGAAGACACCGUUGGAUCGAAGGCGGGCGGCAUGAACGAAAAACCGACCAGCACGAAACCGCUGCGCAGGAUGAUGAGCCGCGGAUCGCUGCUAUCGAUCAAGAGCAUUGCUCACGCCCGUUCGUUCACCAACAUUCGUCCACCGACGGCGGGAGGUGCUGGGGCGGGCGGGGAUGGUGAGACGGGAAGUGGCGGUACGAUGGCACCGCAAACGAUGACGAAGGUGACGGAAGGUUCGCAGGAGCACGACGAUACGACCGACACCGAGACGAGCCAUGGGGCGGGUGGUGGUGGCGGUGACGGGCAGGGCUCGAUGGGUGUGGCAACGCACGAGCUGACGGUGGCGGGCGACGGUGAAGGCGAGAAGGUGUCGAACGAGUACAAUGGUGAACACCGGAUGAAGUCACCGAUGGCGGAGCACAGGCAGCAGCAGGGUAGCCGGAGUCCCGGGAUGGACAACGUUUCAAGUGCCAACACGGAGUCGAUGCGCGAUCGGACGAUGGGGCCAGACGGGGGUGGCGGUGCCGGAAGCAACAGCGACGAGUUUGACGAGGACGAGCAGGUCAAGUGCUCGAAAUGUUGCUGCGCCUGCUGUGCACCGUGCUGCACGCGGUUCUGCCUACCGUUUAGGCGAUGCUUCCGCAGCUGCAGCGGGUGCUGCGGCCGGAGCCGUCUCGGCAAGCGUAAGGCGGACGGGCAGCUGGCUAAGCAGCAGACGGCAAAGCAAACGACGGCCAACGAACCGGGCAAGCAAAGCUGCUGGGAGCGGCUGUUCGGUUGCUGUCGGCGGUGCCGCAACUCCAAGACGGCACCGGAAUCGACGGCGAUCGUGCAGCGUGCACCAGCCGCCGAAUCGCAACCCAAGUCGUCGCUGUCGUCCUGCUGGCAGUCGCUCAGCUGCUGUGCUAGCUGUCGCCGGAACAAGUCCCGUGAGCUGGUGCCCCGUUCCUCGAUCGAUAGUGAUCCCCCGUCCGAAGAUCAGUCCCGAUGCCGAUCGUGCUGGAGUAGCCUGCUCUGUUGCUGCCGACCGAAGCCGCCCACCGACGGCAAGGGUACGCAGGUCAAGCGCCACAAGAUGGAGGAACCGGUCGAGAUGGAGACGGUCAAGUGUUGCUUCUGCUUCAAGCGCCAGCGUCCGAAGGUGAAGGCGAAACCGAAAAAGAAGGUCCCGGUGAAGUCGACCUUCAACUGUCUGAGCUGCUGUAUGAUGUGCUGCAAGAAGAAGGGCGACAACCAGAGCCGCCGGACGAGCAAUUUGAGCAAGAAGCAGAGCAUUGCGCCCACUAUUCCACCGGAGGACUUGCGGCCAAAAAUCGAUAUGUCACUGGUGGAGCACUCCUCUUUAAUGCGUGGUGCCAUUCCGGUGCUUCCGAUCUGUUUGGCGUACUUUUGUUUGUUCCUCAACGUAGUCAUACCCGGUUCCGGGACGGUACUGUCCGGUGGGCUGUGUCUGUGCAUUGGCAAGCCUCGCUUUUCCCAGCACGACUCAAUCAAGGGCCGCAUCGGCUCGUUCAUCAUCAACUGUAUCGUGGGCAUCUCGCAGUGCUUCACGAUCAUCUUCUGCGUCGUCGGGUGGGGUUGGGCCAUCUGGUGGGGUACGAUCAUGCUGCGGCUAGCUAGACAACAUCGAAAGAUACUGGAAAUGGAGGCGGCCCAAGAGGAGGGCGAAGAGCAGACGACACUCUCCAACCGGACCGGUGCCUCCAAUCCGCCCGUGGCCUUAGUCUCCAAAACACAUCGUGACGUCGAGACGGGUCGGUAGGUGUUAAAUGAAUGAAUUUCCCACGGAGAGUGAUGUUUUUCUUGCUGGGGAAAGGUUUAACUGCCGUUUUUGUACAUUUGCCAAACGGCACGCUGAUACACACGGGUGAGCGAGCGUAGUGAGGAGGAGCGUGUGUACGGGAACCAACGAUUUGGACUGUAUUGUAGCAAAGAAAUGUUAACACGUUAAUGUAUGUAAAAAGAGAAAAAAAAAGCUGGGAAAAGGAAUACCAAAACCACACACCUCCUCCUUCUCCUAAUUUUCCUUUCUCUCCCGUUUUAUCCUCUUUUGUUGGAAAAAAUACGGUUAUAAAUUGGGAAGAAUAAAGUAAAGUCUUUUAACUUUUACACAAAAAAAAAAGAUAACAUACCUGGUUUCCUU
Anopheles arabiensis is the source of this 7087-nucleotide messenger RNA. It is a transcript of the gene stum, whose product is annotated as protein stum. NCBI's taxonomy places the organism in Eukaryota, Metazoa, Arthropoda, Insecta, Diptera, Culicidae. The transcript is spliced from 10 exons. The record is from RefSeq and is a predicted model, not a curated record. Gene Ontology annotation, cellular component: sensory dendrite. Gene Ontology annotation, biological process: taxis; proprioception; sensory perception of mechanical stimulus. Bases 1415 to 6706 code for a protein of 1763 amino acids.